Prorocentrum cordatum is the source of this 879-nucleotide messenger RNA. Lineage: Eukaryota; Dinophyceae; Prorocentrales; Prorocentraceae. The record is from the annotation of a GenBank genome assembly.
AUGGUGUUUGCCGCGGCGCGACGCCGGCGGCUCGCGUCGCUGGCGCCGCUGGCGCCGUUGGUGCCAGGGGUGCCGCCGGCGCCGCGGCCGCCGCGGCUCGGGCUGCCGCACUGGGGCCAGCGGCCGCUCGCGCCGCCGCCGCCGCCGCCGCUGCCUCGGCCGCCGGCGCUGCCGCCGCUGCGGGCUGAAGGCCGCACUCGCGCGAAGCUGAGAGCGACCAGCUCCGAGAAGCAGAGGCCGACGCCGCCGGAGGCCGCCCCGCGCGCCCAGAGCGCGGAAAUAUGCAGCGGCCAGAAGGGUUUAGGGAACCGCAGGCGCAGCCUCCGCCCCGGCCUCGCGCCGAUGUUCGCGCUGGCGGCCGAAGCCAUCGCGAAGGGCAUCGCGACGACGGACAAGGUCACCACGCAGCUGCGUCUUCAAAACGAGGGCAAUUUUCGCGACUCGGCUCGCGGCCUGAACGCGGCGGCGAAGCUCGAGGGGGGGUCCCAGAUGCAGUCGGCACUGGCCGCGAUCACCAAGCAGCGCCAGAAGGCGGGGAAGGAAGUUCACGAAGUGGUCGUCGAUCCAAAAGACUGCCGAGGGGCCGAGCCCUGCGGCCUCGACCGGGGCCCUGGAGGAGGCGCGGGGCUCGGCAAGAACAGGAGCAACCCUGACGUGAAGUUCAAAAUCACCAGAUACUUCGACGCGCAGGUGCCGAGUCCCAGCGCCGCCCCAGGGGCAGACCAGGGGCGCCAGGCGCUGCCACGGCGCGCCCCCGUGACGCUCGCGUCGGCGGCGCUGGCCCUGUUGGCAGGGUGCGCCGGCGCCGCCGCCGCGCCGGGGGGCUACGGCGAGGGCUCGAUGAGCCCGGACCGAGGAUAUCAAGAAGGCCGCGGCUGA